This is a messenger RNA of Brachypodium distachyon (stiff brome), 1848 nucleotides long. Its product is annotated as zinc finger CCCH domain-containing protein 46. The transcript is spliced from 11 exons. NCBI's taxonomy places the organism in Eukaryota, Viridiplantae, Streptophyta, Magnoliopsida, Poales, Poaceae. Gene Ontology annotation, molecular function: metal ion binding. Bases 241 to 1449 code for a protein of 402 amino acids. The record is from RefSeq and is a predicted model, not a curated record.
GCCCAGCGAUUACCUGAACUCCGGCGGUCCGGCGUCUCGGCUUUCCCCCCGACUCCGCCCGCCCUGCUGCCUCCUGCUGCGUCGCCUACACGCUGAUUCCGUGGCGGCGGAAGGAAGUAACAGGCGGUAUCUGGCGAGGCGAGGAGCGGGUGUUUUGGACCGAGAGCAAAGCCCUGAACCCUAGAAAGAGCCGCCCCGGCGCCGUUUCCUUCUUCCCGAAUCGAUCCCCUUGUCCCGGCGAUGAACCGGCGGCAGGAGCUCUGCAGGAACUUCCAGCGGGGCAGCUGCAAGUACGGGGCGCAGUGCAGGUUCGUGCAUGCCUCCUCUAACCAGCAGCAGCAGCAGGCGGCGAAGCCCAACCCCUUUGGGUUUGGUACCUCGAGCAGGCAGCAGCAGCCCUUCGGUACGCAGUCCCAGCAGCAACCGCAGCCAAAUCCUUUCGGGUUCGGAGUGCAAGCUGGUGCCGCACAGUCACGAAACGCUCCUGGCCCGGCAAAGCCUUUUCAAAACAAAUGGGUAAGGGACGCCUCAGCUCCGACGAAGCAACCAGAGGCGCAGCCAGCACCGCAGGCGGCCCAUACAUCCUGUACAGACCCUGAGUCCUGCAAGCAACAGAUAUCUGACGAUUUUAAGAAUGAGACUCCGCUCUGGAAGCUUACUUGUUAUGCUCAUCUCAGAAGUGGCCCUUGUGACAUUGUGGGCGAUGUUAGCUAUGAGGAGUUGAGAGCUAAAGCAUAUGAAGAGGGCAAGCGAGGGCAUCCCCUGCAGUCAAUAAUUGAGGGAGAAAGAAAUCUACAAAAUGCAAAGUUAAUGGAAUUUACUAAUUUGCUGAACAAUGCACGUCCAUCACAAACUCCAAGCUUUCCAACCGUGGGCUCCUUCCCUGCAGUGAAAAAUACCUCAUCCUUUGGGGGUUCUCAAACUAAUGGACCACCUGUGUUUAGUAGUUUCAGUCAAAUUGGAGCAGCGACAAAUUUUGGAUCUGGCUUAAGAACCGCCACACCAGGAGUACCAACCAAUGCUCUUUUUGGUCAGUCUACCCAGCCUGCUUUUGGCCAGUCUACCCAGCCUGCUUUUGGCCAGUCUACCCAACCUACUUUUGGUCAGUCAGCACAGUCUACUUUCGGCAGUGGUGGAAUGAAAUUUGGAGUUCCAGAUGCAAGCCAGACGUCAAGGCAACCAUUCGGGACUUUGCAAGGCUCAAGCAUGUCCAGCAACAGCAAUUUUCCAAAGUCUCCUAGCUCCUCUGUUCAUCAAAGAGACAUUGAUAGGCAGUCAAUGGAGUUACUUAAUGGGAUGACAGCUCGUACAAGUGCCAUGAACCAGGCACCUGUUGAAGACAAUAGGAAUGAAAAUAAGGAUGAUAGUAUCUGGCUGAAGGAGAAAUGGGCAAUUGGAGAGAUACCACUGGAUGAACCGCCACAGAGGCACAUUAGCCAUGUAUUUUAAAGAAGUUAAAGGAAUUUCUUGUUGCGGAGGCAUGAUCCAGUUCGUGGUCUUUACUGGUCUCUUCUAUGUACUCCGUUCAGUGUGCAAGGCGGCAUCAAUUGUGUACAGUUUUCUCCCCCGAGCUCCAUUACGACGACAGACGGAGAAAAACAAGCUGGAGAAACGUACCACGACGCAUAUGAAGAAGGCCAAUUUGUCAAACCGAUGCAGCGUUUUGACACCACUGAUCCAGUCCAGUACUUUCACCUUGGGGUCAAUCCUUGAUCAAGUGUGAAUCAUUGAUGUAACAUGUUCUUUUUUGGGGAAGCAAUUGUACUUUUUUUUUCUAACUUAACUGCACCCCGUAUUCUGUCAAUGAGCCUUUUGGCAUGCAAAAUUCUUCUUCCUGGCUUGCCAGCA